GCCGGCCGGCCCCGCCGCGGCCCACCUCGGGGUGCGCAGUGCGCGGCGGGGCGAGGGGAGGGCCGCCGCGGUGAGGGCCGCACUCGCCUCUGCUCGCCACCCGGCACCCGGCCUCACCGCUCACCGCGACGCGACGCCCUGGCGCCAUGACGCUCUGGCUGUGUGCAGCCUUGCUGCUCGCGAGCGGGCUCGGUCUCGGUGAGGGCCGCCGUCCUCGUGACCAUGUGCAUCAAUACCCUUGGCGUGCCGGAAUCGAAUCGAGGGCACAUUCGAAAAAAGUGACAUCUGCUCACCCUGCGACUGUCCCCUUGCGCCAAAUAGUCUCAUCACUUUACAAGAUGAUGGUCACGGCGCCCAGUGAAGUCUUACUGGACAGCGGAGUUGCAGCCCCUGGAGCGAGGGCCUCGGCCCGCCCCCCGGCUGCCAGCCUCCCUGCCGCGGCUAAGGCCGUCACGCUCGCGCAGAAGCGCAUCAUCAAGGGCGAGCACGUGGAGAUCGUGGGCGUGCCGUACCAGGUGUCGCUGCGGACCAGGAGGAAGGGCUACAUCUGCGGCGGCUCCAUCAUCGGGCCCGAGUGGGUGCUCACGGCGGCACACUGCCUCCCCGGGUGAGGCGCGGGGUGUGCGAGGAGCGGGGGUGGGGCUGUGCGAUAAUAUAGCGAGACGAUAUCGGCGAUGAGCAUGGGCUCGAUACAUCGAA
Molecule: messenger RNA, 699 nt
Organism: Frankliniella occidentalis (western flower thrips)
Lineage: Eukaryota; Metazoa; Arthropoda; Insecta; Thysanoptera; Thripidae
Product: tryptase gamma-like
Exons: 4
Coding region: 147-611 (154 amino acids)
Biological process (GO): proteolysis
Molecular function (GO): serine-type endopeptidase activity
Source: RefSeq, a predicted model, not a curated record